Triticum dicoccoides is the source of this 1167-nucleotide messenger RNA. RefSeq names its product 1-aminocyclopropane-1-carboxylate oxidase homolog 4-like. Lineage: Eukaryota; Viridiplantae; Streptophyta; Magnoliopsida; Poales; Poaceae. The transcript is spliced from 4 exons. The coding region runs from base 1 to 1167 and encodes 388 amino acids. The record is from RefSeq and is a predicted model, not a curated record.
AUGUCCGUCUCGUCGCCCCGCGUGGCUAGUCCCGCUCCCAAUGCCAGCUCUGAUCCGCUGUCUAAUGUGCCGCCCUCCGAGUGGAUGGCAGUUGCCGGGACAGGAGACGACUACGACGUCACAGCGGCGCUGGACGAGUUCUACGCGUCUCGUACUGGCGUCUGCGGCCUGGUCGAGUCCGGCGUCACCAUCGUGCCACCGCUCUUCCUCGCGCCCAACAGCCCACCUCCACCGCCACUCGGGACGACCAGCUUCGUCAUCCCAACCAUCGACCUCUCCCUCCCACGCUCGGCCAUCGUGCCGCUCGUCCGCGCCGCCGCGCGCACCUGCGGCAUCUUCUACAUCACCAACCACGGUGUCCCUGCCGACACCAUCGACUCCGCCCUGUCCGCCGUCCGCGCCUUCCACGAGCUGCCUCCCGCCGUCCGCUCGGAGUUCUACUCGCUCGCGCUCGUCGGCGACAUCCUCUGCACAACGUACCGCAACGACCGGCCGCGGCAGGCUGCUAGGCCCAACGCCAUCCCCGUCCUGCCAUGGCGCGACAGCCUCACUAUCCGCGUCACACCGCCGGGUCCGGACCUCGGCCGCCUCCCCGCGGUUGUGCGAGACCCGUUGCUGGAGUACCACCGGGUCAUGGCUGAGUUCGGAAAGAAGAAGAUCGGGGUGCUGCUGUCAGAGGCGCUCGGUGUCGGUGCGGAGUGGCUCGAGAAGACCAUGCAGAUGGAGGCUGCGGAUAUAUCGAGCCACUACUAUCCUCCAUGCCCGGAGCCCGCGAAGGUGAUCGGCGGCAUGGACCACACCGACCCAUACCUGUUCACGGUGCUGGCGCAGGACGCCGUCGGAGGACUCGUGGUGCAUGUCCGCGGUGGGGAGUGGGUGGAUGUGCCGCCGGUGGCUGGAACGCUCUUAGUAAACAUCGCAGAGCUGCUCAAGGUGUUUUCGAACGAUGAGUACAUUAGCAUAGAUCACAGGGUGAGGGUCAAGUCCAUGAAGGAACCAAGGGUAUCCAUCGCCCUCUUCUUCAAUCCAAGCGACUCCCACAUGAUCGAGCCUCUCCCAGACCUCGUGACGGUAGACAAGCCCCUACGGUACCGGAGUUUCACCAUGGCUGAGUUCAGGGAUUCGAGAAAAGGCAGGUUCGGAAUGUUCCGGAAAAAUGUGAACUGA